Sporisorium graminicola is the source of this 2580-nucleotide messenger RNA. RefSeq lists its product as uncharacterized. Gene Ontology annotation, cellular component: nucleus. Gene Ontology annotation, molecular function: DNA-binding transcription factor activity, RNA polymerase II-specific; zinc ion binding; RNA polymerase II transcription regulatory region sequence-specific DNA binding. Lineage: Eukaryota; Fungi; Basidiomycota; Ustilaginomycetes; Ustilaginales; Ustilaginaceae. Gene Ontology annotation, biological process: regulation of DNA-templated transcription. The record is from RefSeq and is a predicted model, not a curated record. The coding region runs from base 1 to 2580 and encodes 859 amino acids. The transcript has a single exon.
AUGCAACCGCACAGACCCGCGUACGAUCCAUAUGCGGAUAAAGCUGCAGCGGCGGGACAGCGCCACAUCGAGAUGAGGGACGCAUACUCCGGCUCCUCCGACCCUCGAUUCGCCCGAAUGCAGGCAUCGGGUCUGCCGCAGGGUCACAUGGAAGCUGGCUUGGAUCCUCAGCGUUUCCACCCAAAGUCACCGCUCCGAUCGCCGCCAUCCUCGAUGCACGAUGCGGCUCUGCCUAGACAAACUCAGCAACACGAUUAUCCCUCAAGGCCGCCGCCUGCCGUGAGGAGCUACUCCGAACGCGCGCAGUCGGACCGUCACUUUGACGAGUAUCACUCUCAGCGCCUUCGAGUGCCCUACUCGGAGCAGCAACAACAGCAACAACAACAACAGCAGCAGCAGCAGCCUUCCCGCUCGCCUCGCUAUCCUGCUGCACCUCUUCACGCUCAUGGUCCUCCAUACGAUCCAGCCUCAGACGCUCGCCAUGAACAGCAGCAGUAUCACGACUAUGCUUAUGCGCGCCAGCCCGAAGCCAACCACUACCACGAGCAGCCGCCGUAUCCUCAACACUCUGGCUAUCCUUCUCGAGAGUAUCGCCGCGAUGACAUGACCAGGCAAGCCCAGAUGCGUCCCAACCUUGCAUCGACUCAGCACAUGUCGCCUUCGAACGACUUUGCGCAUCGCGCUCCCUAUCCCAACGAGCCAACUUAUCGCUCAGCCUAUGCGCCGCCCAUGUCUAUGCCUGGCGUGCAUGCUGGCCACCGCAUGACGGAUCUUCAUCACGACAGCGUCGGACCUUCGCACCCUUCCACUUCCUCCGAGUCGUCCAACCACGCGGCAACAUCCAGAUCGAUGCCUGCCUCGCGCAAGAGAAAGAAGCAGUUCAAGUACAUGCUCGAACGGGACGGCGAGGAUGCUGCCAAGCCCAAUGGCAUGGAUGCCAACGAGGACCGAAACGACGAUGCAGAGCAUCACGACCGUCUCAAGGUAGUCCAGGGAGCAGACGGUGCAACUCACCGUAAGGAAAGCAGGAAAAAGGUCAAGAAGGCCUGCGUCUUCUGCAAGCGUAGCCACAUGCCUUGCGAAGAGGCGAGGCCGUGCAAGCGCUGCGUCAAGCGUGGCAUCUCGCACCUUUGCAGAGACGCCGAGCCAGUGGGCUCGGCUGGAGCCGCGUCUGCUUCCAACAGCACCUCGAAAGGCGGCAAAUUCGGCGAAGCUCGCAACCAGGCCCGAGCAAGGCGUCGCAAGCAGGGGGAGAACCGCUCGCCCAACGAUCAGCGCGUCGCCGAGAGCGAAUCCGAAUCCGAGCCGGAGAGUCCGGCGUCCUCGGUAGCUUCGUCGUUGCUCCCUCACCGUCCUGGUACGGUCUCGGAGGCAAGCUUGCAGGCCGCGCGUCAACGUCGCUACGACAUGAGCGUCAUUAAUGUCAUGCCUGGUGCUGCCGCGCCUGAUCCGGACACGCGACCUGCGAUGCCCGUCUCGAUGCUGCUGAGUAACGAGAGGCUGCAGCUCGCGCGCCGUCCCACCGAGCGUCGAUCCUGGCCGCGCGUUUCCGAAAAGGAGCAGGAGGAAGCGUGGAACCGAUCGAUGGAUGCGCACAUGCAGCACAAGAUGAAGCAGAUGCUGGAAGCGGGUCCUGCUGCUGGCGACCUGAGCGACAUUUUCGGCGAGAUGCCCACUUCGUUGCUCAUGACGCCUGCCAUGGCCAACCUGCCGGAAGGGCAGUCGAUCCUGCGCCCGGCAUCGACGGAACCGCUCAAUAGCCCAGAGGGACGAGACGAGCGUGACACGGCUCUGAAACGCUCCGCGUCGGCAUCGUUGUCGACAGACGGGUAUGAGGUGGACCAAGCCGGGUUCAAGCUGCCCUCGCGACCCAAGCAUUUGUUGCAGGAGGAGCUGGCGACCACGUCGGAUCUGAGCGGCGGACCGCGCACGUACUCGUACACGUACGGCUAUGCCAAGUUGGCGCGCUGGAUGCACACGCGCUAUUCGCGCGAGAGCUGCGAACAGGUGGAUCGCAGCCUCUCGGCGAUCCGGCCCAAACUCAUGGCCUUGUCUCGAAGCUUGCCCGAAGAAGAACUGAUCGGUGUCGAGGACAGCUUCUACCAGCUGCUUGAGCACUAUCGGACAAACGUGCUCGAGACGAUCCCCGUCGCCAUGGUCGUCACGCGUCGCACUGGCGAGAUCUACGCCGCCAACUCACACGCGUGCAAACUGCUCCAGCUGCCCAUGCACAUUUUCGAGGGCGGACAGAUCUGCCAUUACCAGCUGGUCACCGAGAGGGACUGCGUCCAGAUGUGGGGCAAGUACGCGCGCGAGGCGACGGGCGAGCUGGACGUGCCCCCGACCCAGAAGGCUCUGCUCGAGAUUGAUCGCAGCCUGUUGCUUUUUGAUAAGCCUGGCUUCCAUCCGCGGACGGGCGAGCUGUUGGGCGAUGGAUCCGGGCUGUGCGAGGACGGCAGUCCGGUCAGGUUGACCAAGCGCGUCAUUGUAACGUUUGAUGCCAAGGUCAGCAAGCAUGGAUUGCCGUUUAUGGUGACGGGGGUCAUUGUACCCAUUCCGGAGGACGAGGGGGAGGGGUAA